UAAACUGUCAGUACAAAGUGAAGAAAUUUUGUUUCGUCCAAAGUCCAAACGUUGUAUUUGGUCAUGAGCGGCCUGUCAGGCUGCUUUGAAUUUUAUCACAGAACCAUAGCCAGAAAUAUCUGGCUCCAUUAUUGGUGGAAUUUAGAUUAAUACUUUUUUCAAUUUUUCACUUUAAAUUUUUAUUUAAAAUACAAAAAUAAAGUAAAAGUGAAAAUUCAAAUUAUAUUAUUUAAUAACAGAUUUCUUUGACCUGAGGAAUGGAAGUGAACCUAUUUGCAGUCCACAAGUUGUAUUAUUUAUGUGCAAAAGGAAUACUUCCCUUUCCAAAAAAAUAGUGUUUUGAAAUACAUUUCUAACAUACAUUUCCCCCUACGCAUAUUCCUAAGCCUAGGUAACAGUAAUUUGUUGCGUUAGUAUAUAAACUCGUUACGUAGUAGAUCUAUAUUUGUCCGAUGCUUCUAUAGCACCUCCUUCUUUUCUUCCAAUUUUAUUCUCUAACAUCUCAGAUUUUCAGACUUACAUCGUCAAUACGAUGGCCACAGAAAAAUCUGGUUACCCCCAAACCAACAAGCAAGCGGAUGUGAAGAUUCGUCCAUUGGCGGACUUCCCGCCAUGCAUUUGGACCGAUCGGUUCAAGCCAAUUACCAUAGACAAGCAGGUGUACGACAUGCAUGCUAAGGAGAUUGAAAUGCUGAAGGAAGAAGUGAGAGGUAUGCUAAUUAAGAGUAUGAAAGACGGGACAACGAUCCACAAGUUGAACUUGGUCGACACAGUAGAACAACUUGGCAUCUCCUAUCACUUCGACAAAGAAAUUGACUCCAUUCUGCACCAAAUCUUCCUUCAAAACGGUCCAUCAAAGGUUGUUGACGAUGAUUUAUAUGCCACUGCCCUUCAAUUUCGACUACUGAGGCAACACGGUUUUAAUGUUUCUUCCAGUGUCUUUCAACAAUUUUUGAACAGCAAUGGUGAAUUCAAAGAAACCCUAACCAAAGACAAAAGAGGUCUUUUGAGUUUAUAUCAAGCGGCCUACUUGAGGACUCAAGACGAUACUAUCUUAGAAGAAGCCCUUUCUUUUGCUACUACUCAUCUGAAAUGUGGAGAAGAAUUGGAAACAAUGCCUUCUUCUCUGGCCAAACAAAUCAAACAUGCUCUUGAACAGUCACUUCAUAGGGGCGUUCCAAGAGUUGAGGCCCGUCAUUUCAUCUCAGUUUAUGAAGAAGAUGAAGCCAAAAACACUACACUCUUAAGGUUGGCCAAAUUGGAUUUCUACUAUCUACAGAUAUUGCACAGGAAGGAACUUGACCAGAUUGAAAGCUGGAUUGAGGAGCUGAAACUUGUAUCAGAAGUGCCUUAUUCAAGAGCGAGAUGGGUGGAAUGUUAUUUCUGGGGCUUGGCAACUUUCUUUGAGCCUCAAUAUUCUUUAUGUCGAAUCCUCAGUGCCAAAUCAUCUGUCUUCAUUACGACAAUAGAUGACACAUAUGAUGCCUAUGGUGACCUUGAUGAACUAAAAGCUUUCAGAGAUGCAAUUGAAAGGUGGGACAUUAAGGAAGCUGAUGGACUCCCAGAGUACAUGAGAAAAACAUACAUAGCACUUAUAAAUGUGGUUGAGUGGAUGGAUCAGGAGUUUGCUAAACAAGGAAUGUCUCGAUCAUAUGUAUCGUCUAAAUACAAGGAAGAGUGGAAACGAUACGUGAGGGCUAGCUACACUCAGUCUAAGUGGUUCCUCAAUAGAGAGCUGCCAGCAUUCCAAGAUUACAAAGAAGCAGCAAUUAUCACAAGCGCAUACUUCAUACUUGCACCAGCUUCCUUGGCAUUCAUGAAGAUGGGUAUAGAGGAGGUGUUUGAUUGGCUAGCAAAAGAUCCUAAAAUUGUAGUAGCUGCAUCAAAGAUAGGCCGUUUUAUCAAUGACAUUGCUUCAUAUGAGUCUGAGAAGCAAAGGGGUACAACUGGACUAGAAUGUUAUAUGAACAGUUUCAAUGUUUCUGAAGAAGAAGCAAUAAAGAAAUUCGAAGAAAUCGUAGAAGAUGCAUGGAAGGAAAUCAAUGAAGAGCUACUCAUGCCAGCCACGGACACCAUGCCAAGAGAAAUUCUCAUGGUAUUUCUUAACCUUGCAAGGAUACUGGAUGUUACUUACAAGCACAAUCUUGAUGGAUACACCGAUCCUGCUUUAGUCCUUGAGCCUCAUAUUGUCGACGUGCUUUUGGAUCUUAUCGUUCUUUAAUUAAUAUUCCUUCAUUAUCAGAGUAUACCAAUAGUCUUUUUUGGCUAAAAUUUUAAAUAAUGUUUGCUUGAUAACUAUUGUGUAUAUACCACGAGAUGAAGGGGGUUAGUAUUUGCAUUUGAUGUGUGAGGAUAUAAGCAAUCAUGUCAGGAUUGUAAUAAUUCAGUCUUUAGUGUGUCGGAGUUCUUUUCUUUUCCUUUUCUUUGGCUUUCUGGUUGUAUUUGUAUUGAUAUUUUUAUUUCUGUUCGUAUUUUAUGUGUAAUAAAUCCAAAAAUUAUAUAUACAAUCAACACGCUCGUUGUGUUGUAGUGUUGUUUAUUGUGUUUACAUUUGAAUGCUGCAGUAUAAUAGUUAAAUCUAAAGAAU
Molecule: messenger RNA, 2587 nt
Organism: Oldenlandia corymbosa var. corymbosa
Lineage: Eukaryota; Viridiplantae; Streptophyta; Magnoliopsida; Gentianales; Rubiaceae
Source: the annotation of a GenBank genome assembly